AUGGCUCCUCCUCCCAUCGAUAUGGACACCGAACUGGAAAAGAUCUCAAAGGGAUGUAUUACGUUCUCAGACUACAAACUACUAGCCACCAAAGAUGUCACCUGGUGGAUCGCCUUAAUGAUAGGAAGAGAAUUAGUCAAGGAGAGUGCCUCGACCAUCGGGCUCAUGGAGCUCCGAGGGGCUCUUCACUUCGGCCCGAUAGCUCCAUGGACCCAUUUGACCUAUACGGAGCCGAGUGAGCAAGAACUCGCUUCGGCCACUCUGGAGGAGUAUUAUGAGCUAAAAGAGCCAAAGUCACUGGAUAGAAGUCUCGAUAGUUGGUGGUUGCUGGAGAAGGAUAUUCCACGUGGUGUCGCUUUUAUGGAUGGGCGGUUCCCCGUGAUUCGAAUGAUUUUUAAGGGGAAAUUCGAGAAAAUGAUGAGAAAAGGGGGAAAGAUGGUCAUGGACAGGAAGAUGGUCGACAGAAUGAUUGAAGAGUACUUGGCGAUGGAUAAGAAAAUAAGAGAUGCAAUUGAGAAGGCAAAGUACAGCUACGAAUGUCAAAUCCAAAGUUAUCCCUGA
This is a messenger RNA of Caenorhabditis remanei, 561 nucleotides long. RefSeq lists its product as uncharacterized. The record is from RefSeq and is a predicted model, not a curated record. Lineage: Eukaryota; Metazoa; Nematoda; Chromadorea; Rhabditida; Rhabditidae. The coding region runs from base 1 to 561 and encodes 186 amino acids. The transcript has a single exon.